Penicillium taxi is the source of this 1890-nucleotide messenger RNA. RefSeq lists its product as uncharacterized. The transcript is spliced from 3 exons. Lineage: Eukaryota; Fungi; Ascomycota; Eurotiomycetes; Eurotiales; Aspergillaceae. The record is from RefSeq and is a predicted model, not a curated record. Bases 1 to 1890 code for a protein of 629 amino acids.
AUGUCUAAGGUUGAAGUGCCUCAAGGCCCAGUCGAGGCUCGAUCACUUUCGUCGAUCACUGCCAUCGCAUCCAAUCCUCCCGCCUACCCACGCAAUCCCACACACGAGAAGCUCGACCCGUUGGUGUUAUAUAUCGUGCGCGUGCCAGGAAGUCAAGAUAUAUUCCUUUCACCCGUCAAACCAGCUACCAAGUCGAGUAUCUCGGCUGAAGCUAUCAAUGCCUCACUUUACUAUCUACAUGUUGCGACGCCCGAGGAUGAGGCGCUGGUAGAAAAACUCCAGCAAGAGCGCGAGGCAGAGGCGCAGCAACGGAGGGAAGCUGGCGAGGAUGAUCUUGAGUUCUCGCGAAUGAAUCGCGUCCGCCGGAAGCCUGUUGGGGGAAUGGAGUCGGCGCAGGAUGAUGCAACCGGCUUGACUCAGAACCCUAUCGCAUCUCAAGCUCCUUUAAAUCCAGCACUUGCUAGGUCAUUAUCGCGACGACCUGUCCCUCUACCUGCUAUGCCUCAGGUUUCUGCUGAGAAUAUGUCCUUUUCUGGGACACCGGUAGCGAAGCCACAGAGCCUCGAACAAGCCAAAAAUUUUAGGAAUCACUCAAGAACCAGGAGUGCAGAUAACCAACAGCACCCGCUGCCUGCUCUUCCCCCCAGCGAGGAGCCAUGGCAUCAACCAUCUGAGGAUCAACCAAUAAAGACUAGCAGGUGGAAGGAGAGGUUCGAUACUAUGUCAGCUGGCCGUCACAGUCUCGAUUCUAACAGGCCACCACCGCCUCGAUUACCUCCUCGUAUGCCGCAGAGCCGUACGAACUCACCUCCAAGAUCGUCUCAAAGACCAAAAACUGCGCAGAACAACAAUGCAGGCUUCCAUAUCACGCUCAUUCGACGCGACCCCGCGUCUGGUACGCAAUGGAACGUCGCAACGAUAUCCACCCCGAGCGCAGACCGCAAUUCUAUUGAUAUUGAUAUUUCUACGCCGGGAUACAACAGAUUUGCCGGGUCAAAUGAGACCAUCUCACUGGCAAGCUUAGCAGCCAAUCUUCCUGCGGGGAUGAUUCGCACUUCUGGGCCUUUUGUAACACCUUCAGUAGCACCUGAAAGACCAACCGAACAAGCAGCAACCGGCCCACGGAAAUUCCACAGGCAACUCUGUGUCUCGAAACCUCUCGACGAAUUAGGAAUGCCUAUAGACUAUGGCAACGGCUACUCGCACGAUGGCUCCAAGCUGAAAAGCGGCUACUACGUCUUUAAAUCCCCGUGGAAUGGCAUCUGCACUUUCUCUAGCGGCGUCAACGGCCGCAGUCUAAAGUGCAAACACAUGAUACCCAGACACAGCCCGGUUAACGCAGAGAGCGAACCAAAUCCCGCAGUGACAGUAGCGGAAAUCCGAUUCAACCUCCCUUUGCAGGCAGCUAACCUCCACUACCACGCCGCACGAACCAAUCUCUCCCAUACAAAUCCCACCUUUACACACGACGGCCCCACUCAAGACCAAAACCCAAGCUCAAAACGUACAUCCCUGUCCCAAAUGCUUAACCCAAAUACCUACUCCCGACCCCGUUCCCACACAGGGCCUGGUACUCCUUUCACCUCAUCUGAAACUCAUCGUCACUUCGACCCAUCAGCUAUCCUCCGCAAAACAUCCCUGCGGGCAAGUCGCUUCGCACGCCAGAACCAACUGCCCGGUCACCGUCGCAGUACCAGUACUAGCAGUGGUGGACCUGAUUCGGAUGAGGACAGGAUGGACAUGUCACUUGCGAGGGAACUAGCAGGAGGAGGAUACCGAGGCUCUUCAGCUAAGCUAGGAAAGCUUUUAGUGCAAGAGGAGGGCAUUAAGAUGCUUGAUUUGGUGGUUUCGGCGUCUAUGGCAGUCUGGUGGCGCGGUUAUUAUUAUUGA